Ophidiomyces ophidiicola is the source of this 930-nucleotide messenger RNA. RefSeq names its product ubiquitin-specific protease otu1 (gene OTU1). Bases 1 to 930 code for a protein of 309 amino acids. The record is from RefSeq and is a predicted model, not a curated record. Gene Ontology annotation, molecular function: cysteine-type deubiquitinase activity. NCBI's taxonomy places the organism in Eukaryota, Fungi, Ascomycota, Eurotiomycetes, Onygenales, Onygenaceae. The transcript has a single exon. Gene Ontology annotation, biological process: protein deubiquitination; endoplasmic reticulum unfolded protein response. Gene Ontology annotation, cellular component: cytosol; nucleus.
AUGCGGAUUCGAAUUCGGGGCCCGACGGGCCAGUCCACGAUCUCUCUGGCAGACACGGCGACGGUCGAGGACCUGCUGGUUCAGAUCGAAGCCAGCACGGCGUUGACUGAUUUUGAUCUGAAAUACGGCUACCCGCCGACACCACUGUCGCUGGCGCAUCUCAGCCGGCACACGCCCAUCGCAGACAUCGGCGUAGCCCUCGACGGCGAACAGCUGAUGGUCGUCGGCAAAGACGCUGCGGUCGCUGGCGCGCCCCCGGCGCAGAGUGCGCCCGACGAGCCACCAGAGAUCGCGUCGCCUGAGCACGGCGGCACGGUGGUGCUGCGGGUGAUGCCGGACGACAACUCGUGCCUCUUCCGGGCGGUGGGCAACGCUGUGCUGGGGGCGAUGGACGCGGUGACGGAGCUGCGGUCGGUAGUCGCGCAGACGAUCCAGGACCAGCCCGAGACGUACUCGCCGGCGGUGCUUGAGCGGCCGCGCGACGAGUACUGCCGCUGGAUCCAGACGGCGGACGCGUGGGGCGGCGGCAUCGAGCUGAGCAUCCUGAGCAAGCACUUCGACGUCGAGAUCUGCUCCAUCGACGUGCAGACGCUGCGCGUGGACCGCUUCAACGACGGCCGGCCGACGCGGUGCAUCGUGGUGUACUCGGGCAUCCACUACGACGGGGUCGCGCUGUCGCCGUCCGCGCCGCCGUUCACGCGCGCGCACGCGCCGCCCGAGUGCGACACCCGCAUCUUCGACACCGCCGAUGCCGCUGUGCUGGAGCGCGCGCGGGCGCUGUGCCGUGUGCUGCAGCAGCGGCACUACUAUACCGACACGGCGGGCUUUCGCGUGCAGUGCCAGGCGUGCGGCGGCCGGUUCGUGGGGGAGCAGGGUGCCGCCGCCCACGCCGCGGCGACGGGGCACUACGACUUUGGCGAGGCCGACUGA